Molecule: messenger RNA, 1290 nt
Organism: Penicillium maclennaniae
Lineage: Eukaryota; Fungi; Ascomycota; Eurotiomycetes; Eurotiales; Aspergillaceae
Product: glycoside hydrolase family 71 protein
Exons: 3
Coding region: 1-1290 (429 amino acids)
Molecular function (GO): glucan endo-1,3-alpha-glucosidase activity
Source: RefSeq, a predicted model, not a curated record
AUGUCGACCGCUACCACCACGAGUGCAGCGAAACCUACUGGCGCCAAGGGUGUCUUUGCGCACUAUAUGGUCGGCUCUAUGACAUCAGCCGAAGCUGUGACGGACGUGCAGGAUGCGAUGAAUGCUGGAUUCGAUGGGUUCGCUCUCAACACCCACACCAUCAGCUCUUCUGACACAUGGAACACAAAUGCACUGAAGUACCUAUUUGAUGCUGCCGCAGGCACCAACUUCAAGCUAUUUAUCUCAUUUGACAUGAGUUGGGGCCUAGAUGUUACACAGCUUGCGGCGUUCCUAGCACCUUAUGCGACUCAAAAUGCCUAUCACAAGGUAAAUGGUCAAGCUUUUGUUAGCACCUAUACAGGAGGCACGAUCUCAAACUCCGCAUGGCAAACCGGGUUUGUCCAGCCUCUUACCUCGACCUACGGCAUUUCUCCAUACUUUGUACCUGAUUUUGAUGACUUCCCCGGGUAUCCGACCGGAAUUUUCCGUUCGUACCCUAUAUUAAGCGGAGUCUUUAGUUGGGAGUCUGCGUGGCCUUCACCGCGUACCACGCCGGCCAAUGUCAGUGGCAGCGUGGACGCGGCUGCUUUGCAGCAAGCGCACGCCGCAGGCAAGACCUACAUGAUGCCUCUUUCAUCUUUCCAGUUCAAGUACCUCGGCAGUGGCCAGGACUGGUAUCGCAUUGGUGAGGUCAAUCUACCUCAGCGCAUGGGACAGAUCUUGCAGCUACAGCCCGACUUCGUCGAAGUCAUAACCUGGAAUGAUGCCGGAGAGAGUCACUACGUUGAUAACUUCUGGCAAGAGCAGAUUGCAGGGUCUACCAUCGGUGACUAUGCCGAUGGGUUCGACCACAAGGGAUGGUUGCAGAUCAUUACGCCUUUCAUCAAAGCAUACAAGGCAGGCGCGACAAGCUUGUCACAGAUCAUUCCUCCCAGCAACAAACCCGUCGGAUCUUUGUGGUAUAGAACCCUCUUGACUAGCGCCAGCUGCUCUUCUUCGAUCGCCAAUUCUCAAUCCGCGCGCGAUGUGGUCAACUUCGCUGUGAUACUACCUUCGACCGGCUUCACAAUCAUGGUAUAUAGCAACAGCAAAUUGAUCGGCAGCUUCGUUGGUCAAAAGGGAUUGAACUACAAUAGCGUUCUUGGCCUUUCCCCAGGGGGCGGACAGAUGCUGCAUGUUGUCGACAGCUCUAAUAACAUUGUCGCCUCGGCCACUGGGACGAAGAAUGUCUUGACUGAAAGCACUAACGUGACUUGCAACUGGAAUUACGAGGUUGUUGGGCUGACCUGA